Molecule: messenger RNA, 1502 nt
Organism: Suricata suricatta (meerkat)
Lineage: Eukaryota; Metazoa; Chordata; Mammalia; Carnivora; Herpestidae
Gene: FAM3A
Product: family with sequence similarity 3 member A
Exons: 9
Coding region: 208-900 (230 amino acids)
Source: RefSeq, a predicted model, not a curated record
GGCCUUUCUGCGCGUGUCCGGGGAGCCUGACCAGGUGCUUGGACGAACAAGCCGGUGCACCGAUCGCGUCCACCCAGCAGCAGGGACCAAGCACAGGCUCAUCCUUGAGUCCCAUCCAAACGGGCUCUUGUGCUUUGUUGCGCCCAGAGCGCAGGAUACCCAAACACUGCACCUGCCGGCGACCCCAACCCAACGGGAGAGGUGGACAUGAGGUUGGCAGGUCCCCUCCGCAUCUUGGCCCUGGUUGUCACCGUGGGCCUGACCUGGAUCGUGGUCAGCAUCCUCCUGGGUGGGCCUGGCACCGGCUUUCCUCGAAUCCAGCAACUCUUCACCAGCCCAGAGAACUCAGUGACUGCAGAGCCACGAGCCAGGAAAUACAAAUGCGGCCUGCCCCAGCCGUGUCCCGAGGAGCACCUGGCCUUCCGCAUGGUCAGCGGGGCCGCCAAUGUCAUCGGACCAAAGAUCUGCCUCGAAGAUAAGAUGCUCAUGAGCAGUGUCAAGGACAACGUGGGCCGUGGACUGAACAUCGCCCUGGUGAACGGGGUCAGCGGUGAGCUCAUCGAAGCCCGGGCCUUUGACAUGUGGGCAGGAGAUGUCAACGAUCUGCUGAAGUUUAUUCGGCCACUGCAUGAAGGUACCCUGGUGUUUGUGGCAUCGUACGACGACCCAGCCACCAAGAUGAACGAGGAGACCAGGAAGCUUUUCGGCGACCUGGGCAGCAAGGCUGUGCGGGACCUGGCCUUCCGGGACAGCUGGGUGUUCGUGGGCGCCAAGGGCGUGCACGACAAGAGCCCCUUUGAGCAGCACGUGAAGAACAGUAGGCACACCAAUAAGUACGAAGGCUGGCCCGAGGCGCUGGAGAUGGAAGGCUGCAUCCCCAGGAGGACCACGGCCAGCUAGCCGGCCGAGCACGGGCACCGGGCUGAGCAGGGCUGUGCGGGCUGAGGCCGGACCCCACGUCAGGCCAGAACCGCUCUCUUGACCCAAUGCCUCGGGGCUCCGAGGCGGUGACCGGGGACCAGGUGUGACCCGUGGCAGGGAUCGCAGGGCGGGGGCAGGCGGGGGGCAGCCCCGGCUCCCUGUGUCGGGGGAAGCCAGGCACCCAUCCCCUUCUCUUUAUAAAGCUGCGUCCCCUGGUCAGCCCCGCCGGAUUCCCAGGCCCCCGCAGCAGCGAGGACCCCGGGUGCUCGCCUGUUGCUGCGCCAGGUCUGGUAGCAGCUCUGCAGCAGGCCGGGGCAUCUUCCAGAAGCUCUGCAUCCCAGAGCCGCCUGCUGUUCUUUGGGCCAAUCCUGUUUCCAGGGCGAUUCCUUCAGGGGAGCCACAGGUGGCUGCCUCCGGCCUCGCCGUCAGCGGGAAGGGGCCUCACGGGAGCUGGGCUGGCAGGGGCACGGAAGGAGCCUGAUCCCCGUUCCUGGUGCGGCGCGGCCGAUGGCGGCUCCCGUGCUUUGUCGGGGGUCCACCCUCCAGACGACCUCUCAAUAAAUUAGUGGCCCUCAGUGGAA